GGCCGCCGAGACACAACGUCGUCAAAGGGCGGUGCCAGACCCGGGACUUGGGGAUGUGGGCACCCCAAUUCGGCCCUAACGGCUUGGUCCCGGGGUGUCCGUUGUCCGGCUAGAGCUCUCCUUUCAGCCCUCUAGGCCGCACACCUGCUUCUCGGAGGCGUCAUGACGUCGCCGAUUCGGGGCCCGACCCUGAGCGACGGCGAGGAGGGCUCAGACAGCACGCCCCUCCUGAAGGGCGCCGCGCGGGCUAAAGCCGCUCCAGUGUGCUGCUCUGCUCGUUACAAUUUAGCAGUUUUGGCCUUUUUAGGUUUUUUCGUCCUAUAUGCAUUACGGGUGAAUCUAAGUGUGGCAUUAGUGGAUAUGGUAGAUUCAAAUACAACUUUAACGAAUAAUAGAACUUCCAAAGAGUGUGCAGAGCAUUCUACUUCCACAAAAGUUCUUCGUAAUCAAACGGGUAAAAGGUACCAAUGGGAUGCAGAAACUCAAGGAUGGAUUCUUGGUUCGUUUUUUUAUGGCUACAUCAUCACUCAGAUUCCUGGAGGAUAUCUUGCCAGCAAAGUAGGGGGAAAACUGCUGCUAGGAUUUGGGAUCCUUAGCACCUCUGUCUUCACCCUAUUCACUCCCAUUGCUGCAGAUUUCGGAUUUGGAGCUCUUAUUGCACUCAGAGCACUAGAAGGACUAGGCGAGGGUGUUACAUUUCCUGCCAUGCAUUCCAUGUGGUCUUCUUGGGCUCCUCCUCUUGAAAGAAGCAAGCUUCUUAGUAUUUCAUAUGCAGGAGCACAACUUGGAACAGUAAUUUCUCUUCCUCUUUGUGGAAUAAUUUGCCUUUAUAUGGACUGGACUUAUGUCUUCUACUUUUUUGGUAUCAUUGGGAUCAUUUGGUUUAUUUUAUGGUUCUGGUUAGUUAGUGAUACACCGGAAACUCACAAGACAAUCUCUCAGUCUGAAAAGGAAUAUAUUCUUUCAUCAUUAAGAAACCAGCUUUCUUCACAGAAGUCAGUGCCAUGGGUACCCAUACUAAAAUCACUACCACUUUGGGCUAUUGUAGUUGCACACUUUUCUUAUAACUGGACUUUUUAUACUUUAUUGACAUUAUUGCCUACAUAUAUGAAGGAAAUUUUAAGGUUCAAUGUUCAAGAGAAUGGGUUGUUAUCUGCACUACCUUAUUUCGGUUGUUGGGUGUGUAUGAUCCUAUCUGGUCAAGUUGCUGACACUUUAAGGGGAAAGUGGAAUUUUUCAACUAUAAGUGUUCGAAGAAUUUUUAGUCUUAUAGGAAUGAUUGGACCUGCAGUAUUCCUGGUAGCUGCUGGAUAUAUAGGUUGUAAUUAUUCUUUGGCUGUUGUAUUCCUAACCAUAUCAACAACACUGGGAGGCUUUUGCUCUUCUGGAUUUAGCAUUAACCAUCUGGAUAUUGCUCCUUCGUAUGCCGGUAUCCUCCUGGGCAUCACAAACACAUUUGCCACUGUUCCCGGAAUGAUUGGGCCUGUCAUUGCUAAAAGUCUAACCCCUGAUAACACUAUUGGAGAAUGGCAAAUUGUUUUCUGUAUUGCUGCUGCUAUUAAUGUAUUUGGUGCCAUAUUCUUCACGUUAUUUGCCAAAGGAGAAGUGCAAAGCUGGGCUCUCGGUGAUCACCAUGGACACAGAAACUGAAGGAACUAAUAAAUAAUCCUGUCUCUAUUAAUGUAUUUUUGUUUAUCAUGUAACCUGAAAGUGCCUUUGAUAUUUAAUGUGUAAACAUUCUAUAUACAAGAAAAAAAUUGUACUUGGAUUAAAUUUUUAAGGCUUAUAAUCAUGAAAUGUCACCAGAUUACUAGAAUUAGCUAUUUUUAAUUAUUAAUAAAGCACAUACGCUGGAACUUAUACUGUAGGGCCACAGACCUGGUUGCAAAUCAGGUAAUAUGAAGUAGAGGGUUUGUGUUUACUCUUAAUAGGCAUACUAAAAGGAAUGCGCUGAGAUGGACCCCUCUAUAACUUUGCUUAAUUAACUAAACCAGAUAAUCCUCAGGUCUUAGUAAAUACUUGUUUUUGUCUGCUUUCCUUGCAAUCCCUGACACUUAGGUCUCAAACUUUAACAUCUCCACAGAGCAGCCAGCCACUGUCUAAUUUGGCCUGGCAACUUCAAGGAGGGAAGCAUGCCCAAGCAGCUGCCAAACAUUCCUUCCCUGGCUUCAGGGCCAGUGCCCAGCCUUUACCAGGAGCAGCAUCCAAGACCAGGGCAGUGCCAAGUCUCUGGAUAGUGUUCUUCCACUGGGAGCUGUUAAUGUGUCGGUAAAGCCCUGAGUGGCAGGAGCAAUGAGAUCCAUGGCUGUGGCCUUGACUCAUCCUCAGACAUUCCCUUCCCAGCACACUGGGUUAUUGACUGGCAUGUAACCUGCCAAAGAAAAAUGGAUGCCCCAUUAACCACAAAUACCCUCAUCCUUGACUAAAACUACCUUCAGGUAAAACAGAGAAUAAAUUUUCAAGUUCUGUUUUAUGAGCUGCACCAAAAUUAGAAACAAGUCAGCAACAAAAACCUCUCAUGUCUUCUUCUGUCUAUAUGUUAAGUUUCUGGUUGCCAUUUGAGAUUGAAGUGACUUUCACUUGGCCAAGUUAUCUGAGACCCAAGGUGUAAUAAUCUUUAUUGCAGCUUAUGAAAUCAUAUUUUUCCAGUUUUAUCUGGACCAUCUUCCAAGGGUUUUGGAGUCAUACUUUAAGUGCAUUUAUGUGAUUUAGGAUUUGAUUCAUGUUUUAUUAUGUUUGUUCAACACUACCUAUAACAUUUUAACCAAAACUUCAAUGUAAUAUCAUGUUAAUACAUUUAUGUAAAUCUAUUUUUAAAUAUGUAAAUAGCUUUAAGUUGCUAUUGGUGAUAUUUCUAUUAUAAAUCAUCAAAAUAAAUCUUUUGGAUUGAUUUUU
Molecule: messenger RNA, 2895 nt
Organism: Talpa occidentalis (Iberian mole)
Lineage: Eukaryota; Metazoa; Chordata; Mammalia; Eulipotyphla; Talpidae
Gene: SLC17A5
Product: solute carrier family 17 member 5
Exons: 11
Coding region: 163-1650 (495 amino acids)
Biological process (GO): transmembrane transport; monoatomic anion transport
Molecular function (GO): transmembrane transporter activity
Source: RefSeq, a predicted model, not a curated record